This is a messenger RNA of Nicotiana tabacum (common tobacco), 1233 nucleotides long. NCBI's taxonomy places the organism in Eukaryota, Viridiplantae, Streptophyta, Magnoliopsida, Solanales, Solanaceae. The record is from RefSeq and is a predicted model, not a curated record.
UGGAGUCGCUCCAUCCACGUCACUGCCUACGUAUUUGAGUCGCUGUAAAUGAUUUAAUGGUGGGAGCACCGCCAUCAUUCCUGCUUUGGCGGACGGCUUUAAAUCCAAUAUGAUAUGAUAUUGGGUUGUCAAAUGGCGAAAAAAAAUCAAACUAAUUAUUAUAAUUAAAUUGAAAACUCAGCUUCAGUUUCGUCGGAAGGCACAUGGAUGCUUGGAGGACACUCUAGCCAAGUACCUGUUUAUUUUAGAGACUUGAAAUUGAACUGCUAAAUUCCAGCGACAAAUAGAGAAAAUAAAUUAUCAAUUGCAUGAGCAUAGGGUUCAGGAGGUGGUUGAAUUCAUCGAAUUCAUUGGUGAAAAUGGCAGAAGAACUCAAUUCAUCUACAACCACAACUGCCACAGCAAAACGAUGGUCUUUUUGGCCCUCCCUUCUUCGUUGGAUACCUACAUCUACUGAUCACAUCAUCGCUGCCGAAAACCGCCUUCUUUCUCUAGUUAGGACUCCUUAUACUCAAGAGCAGGUCAAUAUUGGGUCUGGUCCACCAGGUUCAAAAGUUAGAUGGUUUCGAUCGGUGAGCAAUGAACCAAGAUUUAUCAAUACCGUUACUUUUGAUAGCAAAGAGGGUUCUCCUACUCUUGUUAUGGUCCACGGAUAUGGUGCCUCUCAGGGUUUCUUCUUUCGGAAUUUUGAUGCCCUUGCGAGGCAUUUCAAAGUUAUUGCUAUUGAUCAGCUUGGCUGGGGUGGUUCAAGCAGGCCUGACUUCACAUGCAGAAGUACUGAAGAGACUGAAGAUUGGUUUAUUGAUUCCUUUGAGGAGUGGCGCAAAGCCAAAAACCUUAGCAACUUUAUUUUGCUUGGGCACUCUUUUGGAGGGUAUGUCGCUGCAAAAUAUGCUCUCAAGCAUCCAGAGCAUGUUCAGCAGUUGAUUCUGGUAGGACCAGCUGGAUUUACAUCAGAGACUGAACAUAUGUCCGAGCGGCUUACCCAGUUUAGAGCAACAUGGAAGGGAGCCGUCUUGAAUCAUCUGUGGGAGUCUAACUUUACCCCGAUGAAACUUGUCAGAGGCUUAGGCCCAUGGGGUCCAGACCUAGUUCGCAAAUACACUAAUGCUAGAUUUACUGCAUAUUCUAAUGGAGAUAGUUUGACCGAGGAGGAGUCCAGGCUACUCUCAGAUUAUGUAUAUCAUACCUUGGCUGCAAAACCGAGUGGGGAGCUAUGUUUAAAAUAUAUAU